Messenger RNA from Spirometra erinaceieuropaei, 624 nucleotides. The record is from the annotation of a GenBank genome assembly. NCBI's taxonomy places the organism in Eukaryota, Metazoa, Platyhelminthes, Cestoda, Diphyllobothriidea, Diphyllobothriidae.
AUGAGGAGAGGCAACCAUCGGCGAUUGGAGAAGCUAACCAACGAACGCGCAGACGGAAGACUGGAAGGUAAGACUGCGUACUUCGUCCACUUACUCUCCAUGCCUACCUACAGUGCCUGUGGCCGUUACCGGCCGACCAAAGAUGGAGCUGUCGAAUGAGGAGAGCCAACCAUCGACUAUUGGAGAAGCUAACCAACGAACGCGCAGACGGAAGACUGGAAGGCAAGACUCUGUACUUCGUCCACUUACUCUCCAUGCCUACCUACAGUGCCUGUGGCUGUUACCGGCCGGUCAAAGAGGGAGCUGUCGAAUGAUGUGAGCCAACCAUCGACGAUUGGAGAAAUUAACCAACGAAGGCACAGACGGAAGACUGGAAGGUAAGACUCUGUACUUUGUCCACUUACUCUCCAUGCCUACCUACAGUGCCUGUGGCCGUUACCGGCCGGUCAAAGAGGGAGCUGUCGAUUGAGGAGAGCCAACCAUCGACGAUUGGAGAAGCUAACCAGCGAACGCGCAGACGGAAGACUCGACAGUAUGACUGUGUACUUCGUCCACUUACUCUCCAUGCCUACGUACAGUGCCUGUGGCCGUUACCGGCCGGUCAAAGAGGGAGCUGUCGAAUGA